GAGAGAAGCUGUGAUGCUCUGGAGUGACGCGAGAAGGGGUUAGAGUUGUGAAACCACAAUCUUCCAGCCUCUCCUCGUUCGACCUCACUGGCUCUGAAAGCAGUUUACGCGCGGUACAGAAUCCACAGGGCAGCGAGGACAUCGAGAGGGGAGUUCUGCACUGUAGUUCCUUACGCAGCACUCACUGCACUUUUCAUCCUGACAGUAAUGCCAUGCAAGAAAUGUUAAGGUGUAAAGACAGAGACUGCAACGCUGGGUUGAAUUUGGUGUCAUGGUUUGUUUAGCCUGUGAAGUUUUGGAUUCUGGAGUAUUUUCAAGUCCAUUAGAUAUAAAACGGGAAUUCAGGUGUGCUGUCCGUGGGGGCUUGAAUUGAGGAGAUGUCGGCUCAGGGGCUGUUGAACAGCGUUUUCUCCUGUUCGUCUCCAGCAUCGAAAGCUAUCUCCAAAAGGAGGUUAAGGCAGACACGGAGCCUGGAUCCAGCCAUCAUAAGAAACUAUGGGACAGACACAGAAGGAACAAAGGAUGAUUUUGAAAACAUGGGCAUGUCUUGUCUUGGCUCGAGGGAAGCCGGUAGCUGCACAAGCAACUUGUCUCCUCAGAUCUCGGCGGAAAAUCUGACCGCUUCAAAGCUAGAUUUGCGCUUCAAGUCGCUGAAGGUGAAGCCACCUCUUUCCGUCUCCAGUCCAUGCACUCCUCUAGAAACCUCUCCAUCCUCCAAUUUUCAGUUUGACUAUGACAUAAAGGGUGUGAAAAGGAAUACGGCAUGGGAUCUACCUUUCCUCGCAAGAAGCCCUGCGCUCAGCCCAUCGGGGAGCAGCAGUACCAUCUUCUCUCCCCGAAAGUGGCUUCAGAAAAAGCUGCAACAGUCCAGUUCCCAGUCCUACAUCGUGUGGAAGUCGGAGGGUGACUUCACCUGGAACAGCAUGUCUGGACGAAGCGUGAGACUAAAGCCAGUGCCCAUUCAGAGUCUCUCCGAGCUCGAGAGAGUGCGACUGCAGGAGGUGGCCUUUAAUCGACUGCUGCAGGACUAUGAUCUGGGCUGCCAGAUAACUAUCCCCAAAGAUGGACAAAAGCGUAAGAAAUCCUUGAGGAGAAAGCUGGAUUCAUUGGCCAAAGAGAAGAACAAAGAUAAAGAAUUUGUGCCUCAGGCCUUCGGCAUGCCGCUCUCCCAGGUCAUAGCAAACGACAGGACCCAUAAACAGAGGCAGGAUUCCCAGAGAGAGGAGCACAGAGACUCCCCUGACCUCGUCUCCUCCAUCCUCCAGUUUGGAGCCAAACGAGCAAACAAAGAACUCUCCAGCAGUAACUCAUCUCUAAGCUCAACGUCAGAAACUCCCAAUGAGUCCACAUCACCCAACACACCUGAGGCAGCUCCUAGGGCACGCAGACGGGGAGGAAUGUCUGUGGAUUCCAUCACCGACCUGGAUGACAAUCAGUCUCGACUCUUGGAGGCCCUGCAGCUCUCUCUGCCGGCAGAGACACCGAGCAAAAAAGAGAAGCAGCGAGACAAAAAGCUGAGCUUGAACCCCAUUUACAGACAGGUUCCCCGACUGGUGGACAGCUGCUGUCAACAUCUGGAGAAAUACGGUCUUCAGACAGUUGGAAUUUUCCGUGUAGGAAGUUCAAAGAAAAGAGUGAGGCAGCUAAGAGAUGAGUUUGAUCGUGGUGUGGAUGUCCAGUUGGAUGAGGAGCACAGUGUUCACGACAUUGCAGCCUUGCUGAAAGAAUUCCUUCGAGACAUUCCUGAUCCUCUGCUUACUAAAGAGCUGUACACUGCUUUCAUCAACACAAUGUUGAUGGAAUCCAAUGAGCAGCAAAGCGCACUACAGCUUCUCGUUUACCUUCUACCUCCCUGUAACUGUGACACUCUUCACAGACUCCUGGAGUUCCUGUCCACAGUUGCUGCCCACGCUGAGGACAUGUUUGAUAAGAACGGCCAAGAGAUCACUGGGAACAAAAUGACGUCGCUCAACUUGGCCACAAUAUUUGGCCCCAACCUGCUGCACAAGCAGAAGAACUCAGACAAAGAGUUCUCUGUACAAAGCUCAGCACGGGCCGAGGAGAGCACGGCCAUCAUCGCCGUCGUCCAGAGGAUGAUCGCCACAUAUGAAGCCCUUUUCAUGGUCCCUCCUGAUCUCCAGAAUGAGGUUCUCAUGAGUUUAUUGGAAACGGACCCUGAUGUUGUUGACUAUCUACUGCGCAGAAAAGCUUCACAGUCAUCGAGCCCAGAACUGAUGAGAUCAGGUGCCGCGUUCUCCCUGGCUGAAAGGCACUCCUCCACGGACUCGAAUAAAAUCUCGAGCGGGGAGGUGUCCCCCUAUGACAACAACUCUCCAGUGCUGUCGGAGCGGCUCCUCUUUCAGCCGCACGAAGACGUCAGCCCCGGCUCAGAGAAGCUGUUCCGAGUGCCCGAGCAGUACACGCUAGUCGGGCACCUGAAGAGCAAGUCCAGGGAGCUGGCCCUGGGGCAGUGGGCUGGAAAAGAUAUUUCAGAUGAACACAAUAAUAUUUGGGGAGCCUGGCAUUCAACACUGAGGUCAGGUUUGAGGCAACCAGGCCUUUCAGGUUCUCAUGGAAACGUAUGCGAGUUUGGAUCGGUACAAGAAGGAUGCUGCUACUCCUCAGGCAGACUGACGCUGGAGGGGCUGGAGAACCAGAUUGUGGACAAUGGGAAGCAGCCAGUGAGACGGACACAAACCACAGCUGGGGUCCCGGAGUGCAGACCUCACCCUCCCGUUACGAGGGCCAGCAGCAGCUCACAGGCUGAAGGAGGCAAGAAGCACAUCCAGCCGAACCCGGAGGGGCACUCGGCUUCGAGCAGCACGGAGGACAUCCCGCAGAGAAACUUACAUCCCGCCAGCCUGCAGUACAAGCCGAAAUCAAUGUACGCUCGGAUUGGGGACCUCAACAGAAACGAGGGUAGACCUCCUCCGCCGUACCCUGGGCAUUCUAGGCAAACCCUGACUGGCACCCCGCCUCUCCAACCACAGCAGUCUCCGGGGCCGCCAGCGCACGUGGCGGAGAGUCGGCUCAGGACCGAGCCCGCGGCGCCCAGGGGCACUUCCGCAAGCCUGUCCGGAAUGAACUCGGAGCGGCUGAGCCGUGCCCCCAGGCCCGACCCCCUGAAAGCUGGCUCAGGUUCCAGUGAGAGCCAGAACGAUAAGAACAUGUCAGGGCAGGACUGGCAGGACUGGCAGAGAGAAAGGUGGCAGAUUUGGCAGCUUCUAUCGUCUGACACCACAGACACGCUGCCGGAAACUCUUGUCUGAACCACAGCGAUGUGUGUACAGUAUAUACAGUACGUGUCUAUGUGUCUGAGCAGUUAUCAUAUUGUCUCUAUGGUCAUUUUUAUUUUAAAUGUAACUUUUUCUACUCUUUUUUUGUUUUUACUUGUUGUCAUACAGUAUGAUUUUUCGGCUCUAGUUUAUUUUUGGGUUAAUUAUCUUAGAUAUACCUCACAAGAGAUGAGCAAAAUCCAUUACCGUCCUUAAAUACAGACAUAUAAAAUAUGUCAUGUUUUUAGCAAGUGAAUUCUGCCAAAACUGCUAAGAGAAACUUUGAAUUCUGCCAAAGGCUACUUAAUAUACCUGUGUGUGUAUAUUUCUGAGUACUGAGUAUUUAAAAGUAAUUUGUCUUAUCGCCAGAGUCCCGAGUGCCUUAAUAAGUUAUACGUGACCUGUCACAGUGCUCUGUUUUGAACAGUUCUUCAUAAAACAGCCAUCUUGCCAAUGAAAAGGCCAUACUGUAGCUUUCAGACAAAGGACCUUACAGUAAAUGUACAGUCCUGCAGUCACAGAAAAAAUUGUUCUUACCCUGUGUUGAACAUAGUGUGUGCUAACAUGUUCUUUUUGAAACAGGAUUUUUUCAAUUAUAUUUUGGGGAAAACUCCUACAAUUUUUGUCUUUAAGGGCAAAGGGGUGGUAACAUUUGUCCUCCUCUACCUGUGGUAUUUUCCAGUAAUUUCUCUAAAUUCCUUGGGGAAAAAAUAACAUUGGAAACUGUCUUUUGAAGAAUUUUAACUACAGCUGUAGUAAGCAAUACGUGCAAGAGAAAGCUGCCUGAAAGCUGGCAUGUAAUUAAUGGCCUUAAUCUGUGUUCAUGGGAUUUCAUAAAAAAAGAAAAUACAAAAUGGGCAGUUCUUAACAUAUAUAUUCAAAAAAUGUAUACAAAUAUUUUUUUUUAAUUAGGAAAACAUUUCUCUUUGAUUUUGAUCUCAAUGCCUUGGUAUAUUCGAAAAACAGUGUAAAUGAUAAUUGAGGACAAACCAAGACUUUAAGAAAUUUAAGAAAGUGGACUGUGCGAGUGGCUGCUUCUUUUUCCUAGUGUCUAUAUUUGUUUGUAGGAUGACAAAUUAUAAAUCUAUAUUUUUUUCUUUUAAAUGUAAAAAAAUUGCCUACCUUUUGCUAUCUGUUUUGGUGUGGCAGGGAAGUCUGGUUGGUGUUCAUGGUUUGUUAUGGGUUAAUAAGCGAAAUCCAUAGAAUAUGAAUGUAUUUACACUGUCUUUGAUCCUUAUUAAUAUUUUAGUAUUUUAUGGCUGCUCUGUUUUGUCCAGCAUUGGUUUUCUGGAUCCAAAAACUAAACACAUUUAGAAAUUUUGAGACAAUUUAGAAAAAAAUAUUUUGUGUAUAGAUGUGAUGAAGCUAUACUUUUGAUCUACAAUAUAUUUUGUAGUCAUUUCACAAUAUCGAAACAUGUCUUAAGUCAAAUGUUAUAUACAGUACAGUAUCUAUAAAUGUCUAAAGGUACUUUGAAAUAUUUUGAACAUUCUGAAAAUAACUGAACUGAUUCAAAGUAUUUUCGGAGUGGCAACGAUCUCCUUUAUUAAAAAAAGAUCUCUCAAAAUUACCAAGCUUUUUGCAAAGAUGAAAAUGGGAAGAUCCAAGGAGGCCAUUUGUGUUAUGUGUAUCUUGUAAAUGUAAGCUAUGGGAAAAUGUACAAAUGGCUCUUAUGUAGUAAUGGCUGUAUUUAUAAGCAUUUUAUUUUCAAAGUGUAUAUUAUGUAAUAGUUUUGAUUAUUAAUUCUGUAUUAUUUUGCCUAAAACAAGAACAAUGUUGACUAUUUCAAUUAUGUUGCACUUAUUUUAUUGUCUUGGUAAUAGUGCACAAGCUGGUUUCUGUGCUUCGAUAUAUUUGUGAGUAUCAUAAAGUUCGUUUAAUUCUGA
Lepisosteus oculatus (spotted gar) is the source of this 5161-nucleotide messenger RNA. Its product is annotated as rho GTPase-activating protein 6. Gene Ontology annotation, biological process: signal transduction. Lineage: Eukaryota; Metazoa; Chordata; Actinopteri; Semionotiformes; Lepisosteidae. The record is from RefSeq and is a predicted model, not a curated record.